Messenger RNA from Acomys russatus (golden spiny mouse), 3696 nucleotides. It is a transcript of the gene Inpp5d, whose product is annotated as inositol polyphosphate-5-phosphatase D. The transcript is spliced from 26 exons. Gene Ontology annotation, molecular function: phosphatase activity. Gene Ontology annotation, biological process: phosphatidylinositol dephosphorylation. Bases 106 to 3690 code for a protein of 1194 amino acids. NCBI's taxonomy places the organism in Eukaryota, Metazoa, Chordata, Mammalia, Rodentia, Muridae. The record is from RefSeq and is a predicted model, not a curated record.
GGCAACGGGCGGGCGGCAGGGCUCAGCCUAGGGCCCUUAACUGUUCUGCUGGCGUGUCGGUCCUGGGAGUGGCUGCUGACCCAGCCCAGGAGGCCUGUGCCUGCCAUGGUCCCUGUGUGGAACCAUGGCAACAUCACCCGCUCCAAGGCAGAGGAGUUACUUUCCAGGGCCGGCAAGGACGGGAGCUUCCUUGUGCGUGCCAGCGAGUCCAUCCCCCGGGCCUACGCACUCUGUGUUUUGUUCCGGAACUGUGUCUACACUUACAGGAUUCUGCCCAACGAGGAUGAUAAAUUCACUGUUCAGGCAUCUGAAGGUGUCCCCAUGAGGUUCUUCACAAAGCUGGACCAGCUCAUCGAAUUUUACAAGAAGGAAAACAUGGGGCUGGUGACCCACCUGCAGUACCCAGUGCCUCUGGAGGAGGAGGAUGCCACCGAUGAGGCUGAAGAAGACACUGAAAAUGUCUUGUCACCACCGGAGCUGCCUCCCAGAAACAUUCCCAUGGCUGCUGGGCCCUGUGAAGCCAAGGAUCUUCCUCCUCCAACAGAGAACCUCCGGGCCCCUGAGGCCACCAGGCCAAGUCUCUCCGAAACGCUGAUUCAACGACUACAGAGCAUGGACACCAGCGGGCUCCCAGAGGAGCACCUGAAAGCCAUCCAGGAGUAUUUGAGCACUCAGCUCGUCCUGGACUCUGACUUUGUGAAGACGGACUUUGUGAAGACAGGCUCCAGCAACCUUCCUCACCUGAAGAAGCUGAUGUCACUGCUCUGCAAGGAACUCCAUGGGGAAGUCAUCAGGACCCUCCCAUCCCUGGAAUCACUGCAGAGGUUGUUUGACCAGCAGCUCUCCCCAGGCCUUCGCCCACGACCUCAGGUGCCUGGUGAAGCCAGUCCCAUCAAUAUGGUGGCCAAACUCAGCCAACUGACAAGUCUGCUGUCUUCCAUUGAAGACAAGGUCAAAGCCUUGCUGCAUGAGGGCUCUGAGUCUCCCAACAGGCACUCCCUCAUCCCGCCAGUCACCUUUGAGGUGAAGUCAGAGUCCCUGGGCAUUUCACAGAAAAUGCACCUCAAAGUGGACGUUGAGUCCGGGAAACUGAUCAUUAAGAAGUCCAAGGAUGGGUCUGAGGACAAGUUCUACAGCCACAAAAAAAUCCUGCAGCUCAUCAAGUCCCAGAAGUUUCUGAACAAGCUGGUGAUCUUGGUGGAGUCAGAGAAGGAAAAAAUCCUGAGGAAGGAGUAUGUUUUUGCUGACUCUAAAAAGAGAGAAGGCUUCUGCCAACUCCUGCAGCAGAUGAAGAACAAGCACUCGGAGCAGCCAGAGCCUGACAUGAUCACCAUCUUCAUUGGCACUUGGAACAUGGGUAACGCACCCCCUCCCAAGAAGAUCACGUCCUGGUUUCUCUCCAAGGGGCAGGGAAAGACACGGGAUGACUCUGCUGACUACAUCCCCCAUGACAUCUACGUGAUUGGCACCCAGGAGGACCCCCUUGGAGAGAAGGAAUGGCUGGAGAUACUCAGGAACUCCCUGCAAGAAGUCACCAGCAUGACAUUUAAAACAGUUGCUAUCCACACACUCUGGAAUAUCCGCAUAGUAGUGCUUGCCAAGCCAGAACAUGAGAAUCGGAUCAGCCACAUCUGCACCGACAACGUGAAGACAGGCAUCGCCAACACCCUCGGAAAUAAGGGAGCUGUGGGGGUUUCCUUCAUGUUCAAUGGGACCUCCUUGGGGUUUGUCAACAGCCACCUAACUUCUGGAAGUGAAAAAAAACUCAGGCGAAAUCAGAACUAUAUGAACAUCCUGCGGUUCCUGGCCCUGGGGGACAAGAAGCUAAGCCCAUUUAACAUCACUCACCGCUUUACCCACCUCUUCUGGCUUGGGGAUCUCAACUACCGUGUGGAGCUGCCCACCUGGGAGGCGGAGGCCAUCGUCCAGAAGAUAAAGAAGCAGCAGUACUCAGAUCUGUUGGCCCAUGACCAACUACUCCUGGAGAGAAAGGACCAGAAGGUCUUCCUGCACUUCGAGGAGGAGGAGAUCACCUUCGCGCCCACCUACCGAUUUGAAAGAUUGACCCGGGACAAGUACACCUACAUAAAGCAUAAAGCGUCGGGGAUGAAGUACAACCUGCCAUCCUGGUGCGACCGGGUCCUGUGGAAGUCUUACCCCCUGGUGCAUGUGGUCUGUCAGUCCUAUGGCAGCACCAGUGACAUCAUGACGAGCGACCACAGCCCUGUCUUUGCCACAUUUGAAGCAGGAGUCACAUCACAAUUUGUCUCCAAGAAUGGUCCUGGCACUGUGGACAGCCAAGGGCAGAUCGAGUUCCUUGCGUGCUACGCCACACUGAAGACCAAGUCUCAGACUAAGUUCUACUUGGAGUUCCAUUCAAGCUGCUUAGAGAGUUUUGUCAAGAGUCAGGAGGGAGAAAACGAAGAGGGAAGUGAAGGAGAGCUUGUGGUGCGGUUUGGAGAGACACUUCCCAAGCUAAAGCCUAUUAUCUCUGACCCUGAGUAUCUACUGGACCAGCACAUCCUGAUCAGCAUUAAGUCCUCUGACAGUGACGAAUCCUAUGGUGAAGGCUGCAUUGCUCUUCGUCUGGAGACUACAGAGACACAAAUUCCUAUCUACACGGCUCUUACCCACCAUGGAGAGAUGACCGGCCACUUUAGGGGGGAGAUUAAGCUCCAGACCUCCCAGGGCAAGAUGAGGGAGAAGCUCUAUGACUUUGUGAAGACAGAACGGGAUGAGUCCAGUGGAAUGAAGUGCUUGAAAAACCUCACCAGCCAUGACGCCAUGAGGCAGUGGGAGCCUGCUGGCAGGGUCCCUGCGUGUGGUAUCUCCAGCCUCAAUGAGAUCAUUAAUCCAAACUACAUCGGCAUGGGGCCCUUCGGACAGCCUCUGCAUGGGAAGUCAACCCUGUCCCCUGACCAGCAACUCACAGCCUGGAGUUACGACCAGCCACCCAAGGACUCCUCCCUGGGGCCCGGGAGGGGAGAGGGUCCUCCAACACCUCCCUCUCAACCACCUCUGUCACCAAAGAAGUUUUCAUCCUCCACAGCCAACCGAGGUCCCUGCCCCAGGGUGCAGGAGGCAAGACUCGGUGACCUGGGAAAGGCAGACAUUCUGCUGCAGGAGGACCUGCAGCUGACGAAGCCAGAGAUGUUUGAGAACCCACUCUAUGGGUCUGUGACUUCCUUCCCCAAGCCAGCGCCCAGGAAGGAACAGGAGUCCCCCAAGAUGCUGCGGAAGGAGCCCCCGCCCUGCCCAGACCCAGGAACCUCAUCGCCCAGCAUUCUGCUUCCCAAAGCCCAAGAGGUGGAGGGUGUCAAGGGGACAAGCAAACAGGCCCCUGUGCCUGUCUUUGGCCCCACCCCCCGGAUCCGCUCUUUCACCUGUUCUACCUCUGCUGAGGGCAGAAUGCCCAGUGGGGACAAGAGCCAAGGGAAGCCCAAGGCCUCAGCCAGUUCCCAAGCCCCGGUGCCAGUCAAGAGGCCUAUCAAGCCUUCCAGGUCAGAAAUGAGCCAGCAGAUGACUCCCAUCCCAGCUCCGCGGCCACCUCUGCCAGUCAAGAGCCCCGCUGUCCUGCAGCUACAGCAUUCCAAGGGCAGAGACUACCGUGACAACACAGAACUCCCCCACCACGGCAAGCACCGCCAUGAGGAGGGGCUGCUUGGCAGGACUGCCAUGCAGGUGUGUUGAGGGGUG